Molecule: messenger RNA, 1223 nt
Organism: Bursaphelenchus xylophilus (pine wood nematode)
Lineage: Eukaryota; Metazoa; Nematoda; Chromadorea; Rhabditida; Aphelenchoididae
Source: the annotation of a GenBank genome assembly
AUGUUCUCAGACAUAAUCGAAUUCAACGUCAGUGGGACCAUCCUCAGCACCACCAUCGACACCAUCUCUCACGACAAACGCUCCGCCCUAUAUCAAUGGUACAUCGAGCACAAAGGCAGUAACCAUCUCCUCAAAGACAAGAACGGUCUAUUCUUCAUCGACAGAGAUCCCGGCUGCUUUGCAAUCGUUCUCAACUACCUUAGACUUCAAAGAGCUCGACAGUUAUGGGAAGUCUGCCUACCCAAAGACCCGGACCGCUUGGCUCUGCUGACUCAAGAAGCGGAAUACUACAAGCUGCCGGUACUCCGAGAUCAAGCCAUCGCGUUGUUGCAGAGCGCCGACGAACAGGGGAACAAUUCGUACGUUAGCGAGGUUUGUUCAGUGUAAAGUAGCCGCUUUUUGUGUGGAAAGUGAGGUGGGCGCGAUGGUAUUUUUGUAGCCUUAUACGUUUAGGAGAAAAUUAGAAAGCUCACGGGUCUGGAAUUUUGCCAAAAAAAGUCAGAUUGAGCCAUUUUAUGACUUGUGUUGACUAAUCGAAAUGUUGCCUUUGAAGGUUUAGUGUCAUAGCGGUCAAACCAAACAACUAAAUGGUCCUCUAGCUAUCUAAUAUCAACAAGACGGCUUUACAACACCUAGAAAAUAUCAUUAUUCCCAGUUUGACACAAAAUUUAACCAAUACAGACUAAUUUACCUUAUACAAGGUGGGCCACUCGAACCUACCAACCUUAUUUCAGGUAUUUCUUCGCAAAUAAUGCACCAAUUUCUAUAAAAUUUACAUCAAAUUGAAGCUGAGACACCUCAUUUCUUGUCCACCAAGUAUGAGGUGUCUGAGUUCAUGGAGGCACCCGGAAUUUGACAUAAAUUUUAUAGAAAUUGAUGCAUUAUUGGCGGAGAAAUAAUGACAUAAGGGUGGUAGGUUCGAGUGGCCCACCAUGUAUAAGGUAAAUUAGUCCGUACUGGUUAAAUUUUAAGGCCAAACUGGGAAUAAUGACAUUUUCUAGGUGUUUUAAAGAAGACUCAUUGAUUUUAGAUAGCUAGAGGAACAUUUAGCUGGUAAUUUCGAGUGGCCUACCUUAUACAUGACAUCCAUAAUCUAAAAUCAAAAUUUCCAUCAAAUUUUGGGCCAAAAUCAUGCUUAGAUCAUCUAUAACACGUUUCUAAAGCACUAUUCUUUCAGUUUCUUUCAAAGAGCGCAAGCUUCUCAGCCGGCUUCGACAACCUGA